This is a messenger RNA of Lodderomyces margitis, 1587 nucleotides long. It is a transcript of the gene LAP41, whose product is annotated as metalloaminopeptidase. The record is from RefSeq and is a predicted model, not a curated record. Lineage: Eukaryota; Fungi; Ascomycota; Pichiomycetes; Serinales; Debaryomycetaceae. The transcript has a single exon. Bases 1 to 1587 code for a protein of 528 amino acids. Gene Ontology annotation, cellular component: fungal-type vacuole. Gene Ontology annotation, biological process: proteolysis. Gene Ontology annotation, molecular function: metalloaminopeptidase activity; zinc ion binding.
AUGUCUAACCUUUCGAUUGAUGAUAUACUUGCUGGUAUAACCGAGUCUUUGAGUAAGCAACAACAACAACAACAACAACAACAACAACAACAACAACAACAACAACAACAACAACAACAGCAAUUGAAUCAAUCUCAGGCCACCGACAAUGAUGGAGUAGGCCAAAUUACGUCAAACUACAACGACGAAUAUUUUGAUAAAUUGGCAGAGAAGUACAUUGAGUUUAACUACAAGAACCCUACCAUUUAUCAUGUUGUUGACCACUUUAAACAACAAUUGAAACAUGCCGGAUUUGAGUAUUUAUCAGAACAAGACUCAUGGAGUGACAUCAAACCCGGUAAAUACUUUACCACUAGAAAUGGUUCGUCAAUUGUUGCUUUCGUCGUUGGUAAGGAUUGGGAACCAAGCAAAGGUUUCGGUGCUAUUGGAUCUCACAUUGAUUCACUCACCACUGUUUUAAAGCCAGUUUCGAAAAAGGACAAAGUUGAUGGAUAUGAAUUACUUGGCAUUGCUCCUUAUGCUGGUACAUUGGGUAAUCUCUGGUGGGACAGGGACUUGGGUAUUGGAGGUAGAUUGUUGGUCAAGGACUCCAAGGGUAAAGUUGUUCAACAUUUGGUUGAUUCAACACCCCACCCUAUUGCUCAUAUUCCUACAUUGGCACCACACUUCGGUGAGCCUGCUAUUGGUCCAUUCAAUACUGAAACAAAAGCGGUUCCUGUGAUUGGGUUUUCUCAAGGAGAGGAUCCUGAGCCUACCGAGGCGGAAAAGAAGGCUCCAUUGUACGGCAAGCAUUCCUUGAAAUUGUUGAGAUAUAUUGCUAAAAAAGCAAAUGUCAGUGUUGAGUCAAUCAGCCAAUGGGAUUUGCAAUUGUUUGAUGUUCAAAAGGGAACCAAAGGUGGUUUGAACAAUGAGUUUAUCUUCGCUCCUAGAGUCGACGACAGGCUCUGUUCUUUUGCUGCUUUGAACGCAUUGGUGAAUGCGACGACUGCAAAAGGGCUUAAAGAUGACACUUUUUCCAUUGUUGCCUUGUAUGACAACGAAGAGGUGGGCAGUUUGACUAGAGCAGGUGCCAGAGGGGGUAUUCUUGAACUGAUAGUGGAGAGAGUUGUUGCCAGUGAUAAGUACAAUCCUGAUGGUCUUAGUGUUCAAGAUAAAGUUAGGUUGAUUUACGCCAACUCAAUCAUCUUAUCGGCAGAUGUCAACCAUUUGUUGAAUCCAAACUUUAAAGAAGUUUAUUUGGAUAAACAUGAAGUUGUCCCCAACAAAGGUGUUUCUAUUGCCAUUGAUGCCAAUGGACAUUUCGCUACUGAUUCCGUUGGAUUGGCAUUUGUUGAGAGUUUGGCCAAAGAGAAUAAAGAUCUUUUGCAAUAUUUCCAAGUGAGAAAUGAUACUCGAAAUGGUAGUUCGAUUGGACCAGCCAUUUCUUCAGCAACUGGUGUAAGAACAAUUGAUCUUGGAAUUCCGCAAUUGUCGAUGCAUUCAAUUAGAGCUACUUUAGGGUCAAAAGAUGUUGGAUUAGGAACCAAAUUUUUCACUGGGUUUUUCCAAAACUGGAGAUCAACCUAUGAUGAGUUUACUGAUUUGUAA